AUGGGUCGCAAGAAGAAGUUCGUGGACAAGAAGAGCGCGGCGUCGUUCACGCUCAUGUACCGCGAAUCGAACGACCCCGAUGCGCCCGGUGAGCGCGUCUUCGUGCGCACAGACCCCGGCAGCAACCACGUUCCGGGAUUCUCGGACGACUACCAGCCGCCGAUCCCGGAAAACGCGGAGGAUUAUAGCGGCGAGGAAUGGGAGGAGGAGGAUGAGGAGGAGGAGGAGGAGGGGGAGGAGGAGGAAGGGGAGGGGAGAAGCGUCGCCGGAAGCAGGAGGUCCCGAGCGCAGUCGCAGGCUGUCGCACGCGCGACUGAUGGCGACGACGCGGCGUCGGUCGCAGGCCGGUCGCACGCGAGCACGAGGCGCGGUGGGGGGAGGGGGCGCGACUUAUGGGCGGGCCUGGGGUUGGGCGGGCCGCCCGGGUGGGAUGGGGGGAGCGUGAUGGGAGGAGGAGGAAGCAUGGCCGGCGGGCAGGGCAAGAAAAAACUCACCGAGAGCGCCCGGCGCGAAAUUGUCGAAUUAGGGUUACCCGACGACGGUUACGACUACACGCAGCACCUCCGGGUGAUCGGACAGACGAGGACGUUCGCGUCGUUCGUUCCCGCCGAGGCGCCCGCGGCCGCGCUGCCCGACGACGUGAAGGUGCGAUUCUUCGAAUCCCCACGUGCUGCACUACACCACCCCCGCUCUUAUAAGCAUACUAAAUAUCCAUACCCUUCAUUGAUAUGCAUCCGCCCACCGCAGAUUUAUAAGGCCACGCGCCUUACCGUGCGGCCCGACACGUCAGCUGCCACGACAGCAGCCGCCGACGCGCCGGUUGCUGACCUGGAGGUCGUGGCUAAGAUCUCAUCCGUCAUCAAGGAGAUUCGGCCGAAGCGGGGAUUCACAGCCGCCGCGCCGCCCGCCCGCUCAGCUCAAAGCGCGGCGGCGGCUUCCGCGGGAGCUCAAGCGGGGGAAUCCGCGGGCGGGGAAGGCAGUGCAAACUACCUAGGCGUUUCAGGGCUCGAUCCGGAAGUUUUAGCGCUGCUAGAAGGGGACGGCGGAGCGGGGGAAGUGGGGGCGGGGGAGGAGGGGGAAGAUGUUUUUGGGGAGCUAGAAGAUGACUUUGUGCUGCUGGCGACGGCGGGGGGGGAGGAGGAGGAGGAGGCGGCGGAGGCGGAUGAGGCGGAAGAUGGGGGGAACGAGGUAGCGCGGGAAGGGGAGGGGGAGGAGUUGACGGAAGAGGCGGCGGGCGGGGGAGCGGCAGUGGAUGCGGUCGUUGCGCCAGGCGCGGAAAGCCUUGCAAGCGAGGUUGAGGGUUCGGGGUUUAAGGGUGAAAGCGGAAAGCUUGGCGGGGAAGCGGCGGCGGGCGCGGAGGCGCAGCGGAGGGAGGCGGCGGCGGGCGGGGAGGAGGCGCGGCGGAGGGCGGAAGAGGAGGCUAAGAGCCGCGCCCAGGCGGAGGAGAAUCUGAGAGCGCUGGAAGAGCAAGUGAUGCUGCUGGCUGAGCGGGAAUACGCCGAUGCUGACGUGGACGACUUCUCUGAUGACGAGGACGGAGGUCACCGGGGCGGCGGGGGGGCGGCGGGAUCUGCGGCAGGGCAUGCGGAUAUUUCCAUGUUCAGUAACGUGCUGGACGACUUCCUGGAAGCUUCCCGGCGGGAGAGCCUGCUGGAGCUGCGGAAGGGGGGCGCGGUUGUGAGGAUGGGGAAGGGGGAGGGCUGGGGGAAGGGGGAGAGCGGGGGGAAGGGGAAGGGCGAGGGUAAGGGGGAGGGUGGGGGAUCAAAGGAGGGAGAAACGAAGGGAAGUGAGGGAAAAGAGGGAGAGGAGGGCGAAGAGGAUGGAGAAGAAGAGAUAGUGGCUGUUCCCAUUGCUCCUGGUGAGGUAGAGAUGGGUGGGAAGGCAGGGGACACGAAAGAGGAUGAAGAGGAGGAAGAAGAGGAGGAGGAGGAGGAAGAGGAGGAGGAAUAUAUUUCGGAGGAGGAGGAGGAGGAGAGGGAGAGGGGCAAGUGGGACUGCGAGUCGAUAGUCUCUACCUACUCUAACCUUGAUAACCACCCUGCACGAAUCUCGGCGCCUUUAAAUCCCCGCAGAAAGGGGAGCAGGGCGGGAGAGGCGGCGGCAGGAGGAGGGGGAGGUGUAGGGGGAGGUGGUGGGAGGAUUGGGGUGGAGGAGAUAAGGCUGAAGGGGAAAGCGCAGUUGCCUGCUGGUUUUGUGCCGGGGAGAGUGGGGAGAGAGGGGAGGGAGGGGGAGGAUGGGAGAGGGAGUGGCAAGGGGGGUGGGUUGCAGGGGAUUGGGGAGGAGGGGGAAGGGGCGGGGGAGGGAGGGGGUGUUGUGUUUGUACGGCCGAGAGGGAAGGACAAGGAGACUCCUGAAGAGAAGAAAGCUCGCAAGGUAGGGGGUGCUGCUGUGUAA
Molecule: messenger RNA, 2394 nt
Organism: Closterium sp. Naga37s-1
Lineage: Eukaryota; Viridiplantae; Streptophyta; Zygnematophyceae; Desmidiales; Closteriaceae
Source: the annotation of a GenBank genome assembly